UUGGCUUCCUCUCCUAGAGAACUCAUUCCUCUCAGUAGAGAGAAUUAACCAACACCCUUCCUAACAGAGCUUUCCUAAAGUAGAAAUCAGUACAAUGAGCUGAAGAAAGAAAUGGCAAACCAUUCCAGGAUCUUUGCCAAGAAAACCCCAUGGUCCAUGGAGUUGUGAAGAGUCGAACAGGACUGCAGUGACUGAACAACAAAGUGGAAGAGGAUUGCAGUACUUUGGCAGGGAGUAGGUUUCCUGUCCUUGAAGGCCUUCAAACAGAAACCAGAGGACCACUUGACUCCUUUCAGCCCCCAGAGAUGCUGGAGAAAUGUUUGCUCACCAUUGCUGUGGUUCCCUAUGUGAUCUUCAUUUGGCUGCAGAUCCCUCAGGUCAGAGGCAAGACUCUGCCCCUUGACAUGGCUCCAAACUCGUUUGAUGAUGCCUAUAUUGGCUGUGUGGAGGAGAUGGAACAGAUCGCUCCCUUCCUGUUUCAGGAAGAGAUGGCCCAACACCAGGUUCUCAGGGAAUCAUGGGAGGCUGCCACAGCUUUUCUGAAAAGUUAUCAGAACCUCUCCCUACCCCCAGGUUUCACGACUCAGCAUGCAAUGGCUGUCAUAGUCUAUACCAACUCAUCCAACAUCCUGCACCGGGAGCUGAACUCAGCUGUAAGGACACUGGGCAGCUCUAUUGAUGCCUACAUGGAACAAUUUCCCUUCAAGGCCUUGCACUUCUACCUUAUGCGGGCCCUGCAACUGCUGAGAGAUCCUGAGAGCUGUAAGGAGGACUCUGGCCAGGAGGUAUUUCGAGGUGUGGGAAAUAUCCACUUUGAGCCCAGGAAGCUUGGAGAGAGCAUCCGCUUUGGUCAGUUCACCUCCACCUCUGAGGAGUGGAAGGUGGCCCAGAUGUAUGGAAAUGCCACCCUCUUUACCCUGAGCACAUGCUUUGGGGCCUCCAUCAAGAGACUCUCAGUCUUCCCCAAUGAGAGAGAAGUGCUCAUCCCACCAAAUGAGGUAUUCCAAGUGUCUAAUUUCUCCCAGGAGGGAACUCGAAAUCUGGUAACUCUGAGAAGCCUCAAUUGGACCUAUAGCAACUUCAACUGUGUCUACCUAAAGAGAAAGAAGAGUCAAAAUAGUGUGUUUAAAACAGGAACUAUUAAUGGCACAGUCCUUGGCAAGGUGAUCCCAUGGCUUUUUGUGGUGACCCAGCUUCUGCUCUUCAGAAUUUUCUGCUCAGAUUUUUCCUAGAGAGAUUUUGGCUUUUUCCUGCCUCAUCUCCAUCGGCCUCCCUGAUAUCCAAACAUACCAAAAUUCUCCACAAUUUUGAAAGUUCUACAACAUGACAACCCUACAUUGUCCCCUGGUGGUGAAUAUUCCCAUUGCAUCCAGUCACCACCUGGAAAUCCAUGCCUACUGUUGUCAGAUGGAGAUGACUUUUCUGGAGAUUCUAACCUCUUUCUCCUCCUCACGCCUCCAUUAUAUAUGGCCUCCAUUAUAUGUCAACGGUCUGCAAUUAGCUUUGAAAUGGAGAACUGUAGUAGAAAAAGCUCAGAGUUAGGCUUUGGGUCAUGGCCUUUCUUGCCUCUGGCUCCCUUGACUAGCUAGAAUGCCCUCCCUGUUUGCAUCGACUUUCCAAAUCCCUUCUACUCUCCUAGGACUAACUUGAGUUCUGACCCCAAAAGUUUCUUCUUCUAGGGAGCUCCAACAACCUUCUUUGCUUACACCACCCAUUGGCAAUUAACCAUAAACAGCCUUAUGGAAUUUCUUGAAAUGAAGGAUUUCUUUUCUUUGUU
This is a messenger RNA of Monodelphis domestica (gray short-tailed opossum), 1777 nucleotides long. RefSeq names its product ecto-ADP-ribosyltransferase 5-like. Gene Ontology annotation, molecular function: NAD+-protein-arginine ADP-ribosyltransferase activity; NAD+ poly-ADP-ribosyltransferase activity. NCBI's taxonomy places the organism in Eukaryota, Metazoa, Chordata, Mammalia, Didelphimorphia, Didelphidae. The record is from RefSeq and is a predicted model, not a curated record.